This is a messenger RNA of Orbicella faveolata, 1101 nucleotides long. RefSeq names its product HUWE1-associated protein modifying stress responses-like. The record is from RefSeq and is a predicted model, not a curated record. NCBI's taxonomy places the organism in Eukaryota, Metazoa, Cnidaria, Anthozoa, Scleractinia, Merulinidae.
UCGUCAUUUGAAGAAAACAUGGCGGUGCCUGAGCGGCGGGUUCAGAGGUUGGAAGAUUGAUGUAACGUUUUUUCCUGCGUGCUAGAAGUUUUAUAGAAGCGUAAAAGCAAUCUUACUGUUAAAAAUAAUGGAAGGAAGAGACAGGGACGAUUUUGAAGGAGGAAAUGAACCUUGGGGCUUCACAAACUGGGAAAAGCAAUGCAUUGAACAGCUAGAGUCGCAACCCGACGUUGACGAGAGAUCCGCUAUUGAAAAAGAGCAAGCAUUGCAGCGGUUAAGGAAUUUGUUUCAAAAUGCAGCAACGGCCUGUGCCCAACUUUAUAAAGAACGUCACAAUCGCAACCAAACAUGUGAUCGCCUCUGGAGUCCUUUUCAAGACACUGCAAACACGAUAACUCUUCUGUACAAAGAUGGUGCUGAUGCCUUCAAGCGUGGUUUGGACUUGGGGUACCAGUCUGGAUAUCAAAAACGUAGUAAAGAUGUUCUUUCUUGGGCCAAGAAGAAAAAGAAAAUUAUCCUUCGUGAGGAACUGUUGUCUUAUUUGGCUGGCCGUUCACCACCCAGACGGACUCAUGAAGUGAGAAACACUUCAACUACAACUUUAGGGUCAAAUUCAAUGGUUUUGCCCUCUGGAAUGGACUCCGAUAUUGUUGACACUGGUGUACAGUGCUAUGGUGCACCUUUGGAUACCUUUGCUGUCCGACCAGAGCUUAACACAGCUGCUUUCUUUGCUGCUGCAGGGGGCCUAGGUUCUUAUCACAGUCCUCGUCGUAGAAGUCACUCUGAUGCAAACUAUGGUGAUACAGAAGUGAGAGAGGGAAGAAAGCGUUCCGCUUGUUCAACAGACAUAGUUAUGGAGUCUCCUUCGCACAAACGAAAUCGCUAUUUCUAAACAGAGUGUUAUAGAAACUCCAUUAAUUUUGUCGAAUGAAAAUAUGUAAGAUAGAUAUAAAAUGCUGUGAUGCUAAGAGAACAAACUUUCUUCUAUGUAAUUCUGUUUUGUUAAGCUUUUGGUACAGUUAGGUUUGUUAACUAAGCUGUACUCUGUUCCACAUGAAUGAUAAUAGUUAUAAAAAUAUAGUGUGAAAACCUUAUUGUCAA